AAUUCUGCUCAAAGCUGUUGAUCAAUUAAACCCACAUAUCUUUGCUAUGCCCGGUCUUAUCCAACGCUAUCAUCCUGGUUACGAGUAUGCCGAACUUAUGGCUACUAAAAUCACUCGGGGGAACGAUGAGGAUGAAUCCGAUCUUCUCCUUCCCUCCAGUACACCCUCACGAGCUCGUAAACUCGGCUUCCACGACGUGAUCGCUGAAGAGGCGGCGUCGUGGGGUGAAGCCAUUUGCCCACCAGCAUCGGACGUGCGGGCUAUGCUCCUUCGCUUCCAAUUGAACCCAGACCUCUCUCAGAAGAGUGUCUUUGAUCACAUCUAUCCACUCUUCAUCUUCACGACAUUGUUCGCUAUCGCCGCUGUCGUGUUACACCCAGGCUCCUUUGCGCACGACGUCAUUUCUAAUCCCGCGAACCAUCGCAAGGAAUUCUUCAUUGGUUUUAUCGUCUUCAUCACUGGUUUGCUAGCUGGUCUGGCACUCCUUCGAUUAUUCAUCUGGGGAGGUGCGCAGCUUAUUGGGUGGAUCAUUAGAAUUGAGAGUGACAAAGGCACUCGGGGUCGAUUGGGUGCGCAGGGUCGCAUACCUGAUUCCCGCACACUCCUUGGAAGCAUCUUUCAGUGAUCAUAAUACUUCAACUUUCAACUUGUAUUGUAUACCCAUAGUGAACACAUGAUUAGCUGGAUCUCCUACGAGUCAGUGUGUACAAAUCACAA
Molecule: messenger RNA, 717 nt
Organism: Somion occarium
Lineage: Eukaryota; Fungi; Basidiomycota; Agaricomycetes; Polyporales; Cerrenaceae
Source: the annotation of a GenBank genome assembly